Messenger RNA from Gasterosteus aculeatus aculeatus (three-spined stickleback), 2731 nucleotides. RefSeq names its product small integral membrane protein 32 (gene smim32). The record is from RefSeq and is a predicted model, not a curated record. Lineage: Eukaryota; Metazoa; Chordata; Actinopteri; Perciformes; Gasterosteidae.
GUGUGUGUGUGUGUGUGCAUGAUGUGAAUGAGGACAGCAGCAAGCCCUGAGCAAAGCAGCCAACGAGUGCCACUAAAACUCAAUAAUGAAAGGUAAACUCCUUAGCCGCCAAAAUUACUGACGUCCCUCCACGAUUGUAAACAAGGCUUCUGGCUGUUUUUAGAUGUCCCAUGUGACGUGCACAUUUCCCCGUAACCACGUCCACUGUAAUCCUCUUUAUUGUUGAAUGGAGCUGAUGCAGGACGCCAGGACCCUGCCGGCUUGCACACAGAACAUGUGCACAUAUAUGAAACAGAGCUUUUAGGCUCCAGCCCUUCGUAUGCAUGCUCAUGUCCAAAGCAACUGGUUUCCCGUCUCCACCCUAAGCACCUUCUUGUUGGUGUCCGUAGCACAGCACCACUGUCAAAUCACUUUCACAGAGGACACACAUGUUGCAAACAAAACACCAUGUUCAUGUGAGAUGCAGAGUCAUUUUUAAUGUCCUUUCAAUAUUUCCAAAAGGAUGUGAACCCAAGAUGAGUCACAAACUAUAAGACUCAGACAAAAGACCUCCUGGUUGAUCAUUUCUCAAACGUAUCCCCACCUAUGAGCUUUUACACCCACUCACCAAUCUCGCACCCUUUUCCGAUCUCACCCCAGAGUGAGACAUUCCACACAAGGACCCAGAAAAUGGACAAUGGACCAUGAACUUUCUCUCAUUGCUUUGAAUUGCUGUAUAGAGUGAUAGAUAUAUGGGCCGAUGGAUAAUUGGACGGGACUUUUGAUGUGUCGGUUUCUCUCUUUACAGCCACACCACCCCGGUGACGUGCAUUCUUCCCUCCCUCUCUCUCCCUCUCUCUCUCCCCCCUCCCCCUCUCUCUCGCUUUGUCACAUUGUCAUAGAAUACGGGGGCAAGAUGUAAUGCUGUUCACGACCCAAUGUGCUGCUGCGUCUUGUCCUUCCUCAGUCCCUCCUUUCCUCAAAUGUUAGGUGCAGUGGAUCGAUAAUCCCGUCAGGUCAGAGAGGCCGUCGGUCACAUCUGUCCGACACGUAUCGACGCUUUGCUGGAAGAAGAAAAAAAACAGAAGGAGCAAAGGUUUGGAGACGCGGGGGUUCCGGCGUGUCCUUCCUCUGCGCCCUGUACGCACAAGGAAGAGAGAGACCUUGUUUCAUUGCGCACCGGAGAUCUUCGUUGAACUUCACGAACCUCUGGCGGACCGGAUCAGAUAUCGGUCCAGUCGGUGCUUUACCCUGCAAGUAGCGAGACAGUUUGGAUUUAUCCGCCAAAAAAAGUGGAAUUUGGGUAUUGUGCUGUUUCAUCCGGACCCUAAUCUGCGCUGACACGUGGAAUCGGAUGCGUUCCGUUUAAUAUCAGCUCUGUUCAUAAUAAUCCAAUUUAGAAACUCGUCGUCUGCGGUCGUAGGUUUGAGGCUGUAAAGUCACCGCUCUUCCUCAGCUCGUCCUCCGCGGGGCUGGAGGGGAAAGAGCCGGCGCGCUGAGGGAUGCGGAGCCGGGACCUUGUUUUGUUUUUCAGCUCACCUGCGGAACUCUUCGCAGCGCAAACCAAAGUAUCCCUGCUGAUUCUUCUUGAUCGGUGCAUCAGAGAUAGGACACACACCCAGACUGAACAGACGCGGGGUUAGUUGGCUACAUAACCUCCCCCUGCCGACCGAGGCAGCCGGUGAACCCGCGGGGCGCCAUGCUGAGGCAGAUGCUCCUCAACUCCACCGACACCUCAGACUUCCACCUGGCACUCGUGGCCCAGUCCUCCACGCACGCCCCCUCCUCCAUGAACGCCUCCCACGGCGGUUCGGUGAGCGUCGCCGCUCUCCUGAGACCCACCGCGGGGCGAGGGGGAGGGGGCCUCCGGGAGGGCGAGCUCCACAAGCCGGACCUGACCACCUACAUAGUGAUGUGCCUGCUGCUCUUCCUGUUGGUGCUGCUCAUCGUGUUCUUCAUCAACUGCCAGCUGCGGAACUCUUUCUUCGCCUCCAUGCCAUAUGACAGGUCGUUGAGAGAGGCCCGGAGCUCCUACAAGUGAGACCCCCCCCCAACCAACCCAGGCCAAUCUCUGUGACCUUUAGAGAGACUCCUGUGCGGGGGUUGAAGGACUGACUGGUCUCCUUGAACUGCUGCUGCUGGAAUCAUGUGGUUUGCCUUUAAUAGUUGUCUUGGACACAUUGAUUAGGCAGUGCCUCGGUGAGUGAAAUGUUGCACACAUCUUCCACGUCGGGGCCUGUACACCCUCCGAGAUAUAUGGCUCUUCGGACCAUGGGGGGCAUUUGGGAAGCUGAAUAGCUCCAGAUGGCAACAUAACAUUAGACUAUAACUCCUGCUCAAUUUAGGGCGCCUAUUUUGGGUGAUUAAUGAAUACAAUGUGAAACAAUCCAUCACGCCCUGUAAACAACUCAUCAUCCCCGUAUUGCACUUUGGAAAGAAAUGAUAUAUAUCCCUUUACAGCAUAUUCGCAAACUUGUGUUGAUUCAUCUCCCUGAAUUGGAGUCUAAAUUUGCUGUAUUUCUCACUGGCCCAGACAGGUUUCAGCUUCUUCUUUUUGUUCACGUAAACGUGGCGUACUGCAACAGAGAGCGUAUACAGUAGGUGGCGUAUAUUCAACAUUUUCUAUGACUGUAACUUAACCGUCUUGUCUCGUGAAAUGAAACAAUCAACGCACAACGCCCUUUUGUCCAUGUAAAAUGCUGAUUCAAUUACAGACUGUUUCUAUAAUGUCACAUAAAGAUAUUUAAAUGUA